GAUACUGAUACACAGCGUCGCAAGGAACUUUCAGAAAAUAUGACACCUGGGAGCAAGCGUGAGGCCACGGAACUGGAUAAACCCACUCCCACGCCCAGCCCAGCAGACUUGAUGAAGAAGAGGAAGAAGAGAGCGCUGUGGCUGGUGGUGGGCAUGCUGUGUAUGGCCCUUCUGACCGUCGCUCUGGGAAUCUACACCACCACCCGCACAGAGAGCCUGAGUGUCACUGGCUACACCUCGGGGGUCAUUCUGGUCGCUUCCAUCGUGUUCCUCAGCUUCGGGAUCAUGGCUUCCUUCUUCUGUGUGGUGGUGGAUGGCGUCUUUAUCUUGCUCAAUAUUGACAUGAGACCUCUCAGAGCUGGGCGUUGCCAGUUUUACACCAGUGGAAACAGCUACAUCUAUGAGAACUACUAUGCUUCAGUACCGUGUCAGGGCCUGAUGGAGUCCUGCAACAUGAAGGUGAGGAGUGGAACCUGCUACUGCUGCGACCUGUAUGACUGCGCCAAUGGGGGGUACCUGAACAACCACUAUGAGUUUGUGGGGGUGCGGAGCUGCCAGGAGGUCUUGUACCUGUACACACUUAUCUGGGUCCUAGCUCUGCUUAACCUGGCUGCCUUCAUCCUGGGCAUCCUCACCACAGCCGUGCUGGGCAGCAUCAAGGACAUGAGUGCGUCGCUGUACUUCACGCCUACAGUGGGGACAGAAGUCUCCCAGAGCAGCAUGUCAGAUACCCCCCGGUUGGACCCCCACCCUCCUCCAUUUGCCCCACUCUACAACCUGCUGCCCUAUAAAACGCAGGGCUUCUCGGUCUGAGGAGCGCGCAGCUUGGUCUCCACGAGUGUGCGAUUGCCCCUCAAAAAGUUCAAUUAUGAAACAGAUCUUGGGGACCUACCGGAGAUAUUGCCACUUGAAAUUAAAUGCCGAGGGUUAAUAUUCAUAUUCAUCGAGUUCCACCUCUACACCUGGGCUAGUACUGCAUAAA
Messenger RNA from Megalops cyprinoides (Indo-Pacific tarpon), 982 nucleotides. Its product is annotated as transmembrane protein 255B. The record is from RefSeq and is a predicted model, not a curated record. Bases 40 to 813 code for a protein of 257 amino acids. The transcript is spliced from 7 exons. Lineage: Eukaryota; Metazoa; Chordata; Actinopteri; Elopiformes; Megalopidae.